AUUUUGUUCUUAGUUGCAUUGAAAACGAACAGACGAAUCACGACAGUCAACGUGAGUGUGUACGAUAGUGUGUGCAAUCCCAUUGAUAGUGUAAAGUCUCAGGCAGAGAUCACAUUGCUUCAAGAAAUCAAAAGAAGGACAGAGCCAACAACACACAGUGGGGCCAGCAGCGUGAUGGUGUUUCGGACAGCAAAGGACGUGCAUAUCAAGUCAUUGUGGGCUUGACGUAUGGCUUACAAUUGUCGUAAAGUUUUCAACUAGACACCGAUCUUGCCAGUGCUUUUCAUUGGCGCCGAAAAGAAAACCAUCUAAAGACCAGAUUGAGCCAGGAUUAGCUGGUGGUGGUGGUGGUGGUGGUGGUGGCGGCUGCUGUUGCUGGAUUGUCGAGUGGUGCGGAGUAGCUGACCGCGCGAAAAGAAGAGCCCUGGCACCCAAUCUGCGAUCCAACGCCGUCGUCGUAGCCGCCGACGCUGCAUCGUCUUCGCUGUCGUGUCCGCACGACACAACAGGCCAUGGCCGUUCUGCCUCUUUGCUUCUGCGGCGAUCCCGAAAACAACCACAACAACCUUCCAACCGCAACAACUCAACGUACGUCAAAGGAUCGCCAAACAGUCGGCAUCAGCGAAGCGUCGGAUAUUCGCCUUCAUUUUGUUGUUCCGGCGCUGCUCUUCCGGCGGUUGUUGUCGGUCCCUGUGACGCUACUUGCCCGGCUACAGUUGCCAUCGUCCUGCAUCCGUCAGCUCUGCCCAAGCGACUUCAAAACGUGCUCGACGAUAAGAAGCGACUGACCGUCUCGCAGCGCCCAGCCGAUUCGAACCGCCGCCGCCACCUCAUCGCCGGACGGACGGCGAUGUCCGACAACUUCAUCUACGGAGAUAUCACAAGAGAAUUGUACGAGAUAUGGUGCCGCGUGGUGCCCAACGGCAGCGCUGUUGUUGCUGAAACCCAACGGCUGCAAUCGCUCUUCCACCAGGCCAGCGUCUACCCGUCACAGUCGCAGAUCCUCGAGAUGAUCCACUGCGCCAGAGAGCGCGAAUUGCAGUUACAACAACAACAACAACAACAACAAGAGGAAGCCGUCGUCAUGCCUGCGGCUUCGACAUCCACCUCACUCGGAUGCGGAUCGAAGGAUCCGCCGCAAACGGACGGCAACCGACAGCCACGCAAUUUCUUGACGUUCGGCGAAUUUUGCCUGUUUGCUCACGAAUUGCGCAAGUCCUACGAACGAGAGAUACCUCGACCGACGCAGUUGUCGAAAGUGGUCGACAUCAAGAGCAACGACAAGAAGAUGUGCGACCGCAAGAUCUCAAAAUCUGCCGCCAAAUAUCAGGUGUUCCUGGGCGGCUCGUGCAAUCCAACCACCUGGAGGCAAGACAUUGCUAUUCCUCUACUCAAAACGUGGGGUCUCACCUACUUCAAUCCACAAGUACCGCAAUGGGGACCGGAAUUGAUUGAGAAAGAACACCAAGCGAAACAAACGGCUGACGUCCUGUUUUUCGUGAUCGAUAAACAAACACGAAGCGUGGCUACGAUCGUCGAAGCCGCUUAUUACACGGCAGCGCAAAAGACGUUUAUUCUCGUCAUUCACGCACUGGACGGGCCCGGCCAGCUCAUCCAGGGAGAACCCAUUACAGAACGGGAAUAUGAGGACUUGGCUACCGGUCAGCUCGUCUUACAGGAUAUGGUCGAACGGCUGGGCAUACCCGUUUUCAACAACAUCAGAUCGGCGCUAGAUUGCACGGCCAAGAUAUUAAAAGAACGCAUCACUGUCCAAGAACUAGGACUCAACGAUGGAAUUAGCCCGUUGAAAAAUCCUCAUUACCCCAUAGGCGACAAGUUGAUUAAACUGCGCGAUGCGUUCAACGCGCUGGACACGAGCAAUUCGGGUGAAAUCAGCAUGGCAGACGUCUGCAUGGCUUUUCGAAUACUCACCAACAGAGAUCUCUCGGUGGAUGAUUUGAAGAAUAUAGUGGCCAGCAGUAACGAACAAGCAUCGGUUUCCUUUGAUCAGUUCUGCUGUAUCUUGACCGAGUUUCGUAAUUUGCCUGCCGAUAACCAAAGACGUCUGUGGGACGUGCUGGUCGGCAAGGCCGCAGCCUUGCUCUACUCGGUGGUCUCGCCCGUCUCGCGAAUUCUCUGCCGUCCGAGUCCGAAAGGAGUGGCUAGAUGUGACAGCUCCUCGCCAGAGGUGACAGUAGGUGGAGCCAGAGAUAUCUAUUUGGGAGGAUCUUGCGGGUCCACCAUCUGGCGUGAACAGACGGCCAUCCCGCUACUCAAGAAGAGCGGAUUGACAUACUUUAAUCCGCAGACGUGUGGAUGGAGUCGACGGUUUAUUCCGAUCGAAGCGGCGGCCAUGGACGCCAGCCGGGUCUUAUUGUUUGUUGUCUCGCGAGAAACACGUUCGCUUUCGUCGAUGGCCUUGGCCGCCCAUUACAUUGGACUCGGUUGCAAUGUGGUCCUGUGCAUUCAACGCUUACCCGACAAUGCGGAAAUCAACGAGGAUCGGCUCUCGUCUUGCGCCAUCAAGGACUAUAAUCGCGGUCGCAAUUACCUUUCCGAUUUGGCCAAUCGAGAAGGAAUCCCCGUCUUUGAGGAGGUCAAAGAAGCGGUAGAAUGUGCCAUCCAGCGCUGCCACCAACAGCUGAUCCUCUUACAAAAUCAGCAAACUCAAACGCAGCAGCAACAACGAUAAAAAAACAAAAAACUGUCGGCUACUUUUUUUUUUUCUCCUUUCCUCCCAUUUCGAUUUAAUGAUUUUUUUUAAAUCCCUUCUCCCCAUUUUUUUUUUUUUUGGUACAAGGAUAGACGAGGAAUGUGUGUACGUGAUUUCGCCGCAGCAAAACUUACCAGUCGGGAGCAGCUUUUUUUUUUUUUUUCGAUGUUUACUUUUCUUUUUGCCGGAAGUGAAAUGAACACAAGGUAAAGUGAAACGAAACGUGUGUGCGUGUGUGUAAUGCCUCUUUUUUUUUUUCAAUCCACACGUGGAUCCCCAAAACCAGGAAGAUGAUAUUAUCUUGCGCCGGUGUGUGUGUGUGUUUGUGUCCUCUUUGUGGCCGUGCCUUUCAAUUGAUUAAAAAAACAGGACGAUAUGUUUAAUCGCGAACUCAAUCUCUUUCAUUGUUUGUGUGUCUACGUUGACGGCCAGCUAUUCAUUUCUCCGGAGACGGAGGACAAUUGUACUACCCCCAACUCGAUCCGUUUGUUCUUCAUCGAUUUCAUUUUCAGCUGCUAAUCCAUUUAUCUGAUUUCCGCUAUAUAUGUGUGUCUAUGUAAUCCCUGGAGCUCUCAGGUGUAAUCAACGCUGCCUUUUGUUGCUUGACAAUUUAUUCAUUAUCUUGGUUUGUUUUCGAUUUCGUCUGGAAUAACUCUGGCUAAGCCGUGUGUGUUCUUUUUUUUUUUUCGAGAGGGGGAUACGUUCCCAAAUGAUUGUGUUUAUUUUUGGUAGCGUUUGGCUAACGAUUCGUGUACAUAAUGCGUUUUGAAUCGUGGUGCCAUGCGGCAGCAAACCAUCAAACGCAUCCCAUCACAUAAUUAUUUUUGUUUUCUUACUUAAAAAAAAAAAAUGUUUUAUUUUGA
This is a messenger RNA of Daphnia carinata, 3576 nucleotides long. RefSeq lists its product as uncharacterized. The transcript is spliced from 14 exons. Gene Ontology annotation, cellular component: plasma membrane. Gene Ontology annotation, molecular function: calcium ion binding. NCBI's taxonomy places the organism in Eukaryota, Metazoa, Arthropoda, Branchiopoda, Diplostraca, Daphniidae. The record is from RefSeq and is a predicted model, not a curated record. The coding region runs from base 851 to 2692 and encodes 613 amino acids.